AUGUUGAAAGUUUGCGAACAAGCCAUACGCCAGUAUGCUGUCGUUUUAGUCGUGAACUUAAGCACAUUUACGUCGGGAAUGAACAUAGCAUGGCCAUCGCCUAUGCUGGUGAAAUUAGGUGACGGCACACAGACGAUUCUCUCGCACCCCCUAACGAUAGAGGAGGGAUCAUGGAUAGUGUCCGCAGAGUCUUUAGGCUGUGUAAUAUAUAACCCCUUAGUGGCUCUGUUACUGGAUUAUAUUGGCAGAAAAUACUGCGUGCUUUUGGGCGUUUUACCCAAAAUGGCCGCGGCCCUGCUCUAUGUAUUCGCAACGGAAGUGUGGAUGGUCAUCUUUGCGCGCGCAUUGCAGGGAUUAUCCGAUUCCUUCGUGUUCAUUUCAAUACCAGUUUAUAUAUCUGAAAUCUCAUCGAAAGAUAAACGAGGAGCAUUUUGUACGUACUUCCAGAUAUUUUCGAGCCUAGGCAUUGUAUUCACUUUGUCCGCGGGCCCGUUCAUGUCUUAUCUAUUGUUCAACAUUGCAUACGCGGUUAUAGUAGGGAUUACAAGUCUCCCGCUGCUAUUUCUACCAGAGAGCCCGUAUUUUUUGUUGAAUAAAGGUGAAGAGAGCGACGCGAUGAACGUGUUAACUUUCUUGCAUGGCUCGGAGUUGUUAGCGAAACAGGAGAUUAAAGAGUGCACGAUCAAGACGAACGAGGAGAAAUUGAGCAUGUUCGCUGUGCUAAAAAGUUCAACUGUACGCAAGACACUCGCAAUCUCGAUCACUUUUUGCUUUGGGGCGCAGCUUGUUGGAUACAACGCAGUGGCGUAUUAUCUACAGACCAUUCUGAUCUCCACAAAUACAAGCGUGAUGCCGGAGAUCGCAUCGGUCGUUAUAGGUGUCAUACAAUUUAUCUCGAGCCUCUGCACGAUGUUCUUAACCGACAGAUUCGGCAGGAAGAUUAUUUUGAUCUUCUCGCUGAUCGGAAUGUGCAUCGGAUUGAUCGGAUUAGGCCUGUUCUUUAGACUCAUGCCCAGUGAUGGCGAAACAAUAAUUGGGUUUUUGAACUAUCUUCCUCUCAUUUCUUUGAUAAUCGUCGUUUAUUGCUUCAACGCAGGACUUGGUUCGUUGAUAUGCGUGAUAUUGGCCGAGCUGUUCGACGGUCCAGCGAGAGCAUUUGGUGUAUCUAUCAGCUUAGCUGUGAAUACAAUGAUGAUCUUCGUCACGUCAAAAUUCUUUCCGAUGGUUUUAGAGUCCAUCGGACCUGCGGUAACGUACUGGUGCUUCGCCGGUGUUGCCAUACUGAUGUGCUUGUUUGUAACAUUCUGCAUACCGGAGACGAAGGGGAAAAGUUUCGCAGAAAUACAGAGGGAAUUGGAAUGGAAAAAGAACGAAACCCUUGAUAUAGACUCAAAAUGUUUU
Messenger RNA from Iphiclides podalirius (scarce swallowtail), 1401 nucleotides. Lineage: Eukaryota; Metazoa; Arthropoda; Insecta; Lepidoptera; Papilionidae. The record is from the annotation of a GenBank genome assembly.